Messenger RNA from Diospyros lotus (date-plum), 1113 nucleotides. RefSeq names its product probable 3-hydroxyisobutyryl-CoA hydrolase 3. Gene Ontology annotation, biological process: L-valine catabolic process. Lineage: Eukaryota; Viridiplantae; Streptophyta; Magnoliopsida; Ericales; Ebenaceae. The transcript is spliced from 13 exons. The coding region runs from base 1 to 1113 and encodes 370 amino acids. Gene Ontology annotation, molecular function: 3-hydroxyisobutyryl-CoA hydrolase activity. The record is from RefSeq and is a predicted model, not a curated record.
AUGUUGACGUAUGAGAACCGUCAACCGGAGUUCGAGAACCCACAAUGCGAUAACAGGUGCCGAAGAAUUUGUGAAAUAUUGCACAAGUUGAAGGCGUACGAGGAAGACUCCACUGCCAAGUUCGUGAUUUUAAAGGGAAAUGGAAAAGCAUUUUGUGCAGGUGGUGAUGUCACAGCUGCAAUCAAUAUGAUAAUUUCAGGUCAUUGGAGCUUUGGUGGACGGUUUUACAGGAGGCAAUAUGCUUUAGACUACUUAUUGGCGACCUACAAGAAGCCUUUAGUUGCACUCAUAAAUGGUAUUGUUAUGGGAGGAGGUGCCGGAAUUUCGAUGCAUGCAACAUUUCGACUUGUGACUGAGAAAACUGUAUUCGCUAUGCCGGAGGCCGCAAUAGGACUUAUUCCCGAUGUUGGUGCAUCUCACUUCUUGUCUAGGCUUCCAGGCUUUUUUGGGGAAUAUCUAGGGCUGACAGGAGCUCGGCUGGACGGAAAUGAGAUGGUUACAUGCGGCCUUGCAACUCAUUUUGUGCAUUCAAAGGAUCUUGCUUCACUGGAACAUGCACUUGACGUGGAGGGUUCUUCGAAGGCACUAGAUGUGCCAGCCAUCUCCAAUAUUAUCAACAAGUUUGGACAGAAAGUAAGCAUAAAAAAGGACAGCCCAUAUAAUAGGUUGGAAAUUAUCAACGAUUGCUUCUGUAGAGAGACAGUCGAAGAAAUAGUUUCAAAGCUGGAGGGAUACUUAGCUACAAACAAUUCCGAGAAGUGGAUCACUGGGGCAAUAAAAUUCAUGAAGGCAGCCUCUCCUACAAGCCUUAAAGUUUUUCUCAAAUCGAUCAGAAAAGGCAGGAAGCAAAUACUUCCGCGGUGUCUUGUUCAGGAGUAUAAUGUUCUGUGCCACAUGUUGCGAAGAACAUUUCAUGACGAUGUCUUUGAGGGUUCAAGAGCGAUGCUAAUAGAUAAAGAUAAAAGACCCAAGUGGAAGCCUUCAAAGCUGGAGUUAGUGAGUGAAGAAAUGGUGGACGGAUUUUUCGACAAAGUGGAUGAUGAAGAAUGGGAGCCACUGCAACUUCCUCAUAGAUCCAUCGCCGCAUAUACAACGCAAAAUUCAAAACUUUAG